AUGCACACAGUGGUAUCCGAUCCACAACAAACAGAAGAAUCUGUGCCGAAAGCAGCUGCCUUCGUCAACCUCCAACGAAGCAUAGCUGAUGUCCACAUCCUCGCAGGACAAGCACAUGUCCUGAAUCCAAAGGACCAAACCUUAGAACCUGUUCAUGUCCUACUUGACACUGGAGCUGAUCGAUCUUUCAUAUGCAAGGAACUGGCGGAUCGCUUACAACUGCGAGAAAGCAGCUCCGUGAACAUAUAUGGGAUAUCUACGGGAAGUGUCAUGAACUAA
Messenger RNA from Cooperia oncophora, 279 nucleotides. NCBI's taxonomy places the organism in Eukaryota, Metazoa, Nematoda, Chromadorea, Rhabditida, Trichostrongylidae. The record is from the annotation of a GenBank genome assembly.